Trichogramma pretiosum is the source of this 1528-nucleotide messenger RNA. Its product is annotated as stearoyl-CoA desaturase 5-like. The coding region runs from base 259 to 1275 and encodes 338 amino acids. Lineage: Eukaryota; Metazoa; Arthropoda; Insecta; Hymenoptera; Trichogrammatidae. Gene Ontology annotation, biological process: unsaturated fatty acid biosynthetic process. The transcript is spliced from 5 exons. Gene Ontology annotation, molecular function: stearoyl-CoA 9-desaturase activity; iron ion binding. The record is from RefSeq and is a predicted model, not a curated record. Gene Ontology annotation, cellular component: endoplasmic reticulum membrane.
CGACUCAGACGAUACUUCAUCGCGGCUCGUUGUAACGUUAAAAUGUCGAUAACGAAUUUCAUUUCAAUACAUUCGGCAACCGACUCGGUAGUGCAGAAAACUAUUUAAUGAAUAGCGUAAUUUCUUUUGAAACAACAUUGCUAUCUAAUUGUAUUUUGAUAUUAUAAAAAUUAGUGCAACAACCUCGUUUAAUACUCGAGCAUUUAAGUUUUAUUGUCAUUGUGUCAUUGCACUUAUCACCUCGAGCAAUUUAAAAGUAUGGCACCAAAUAAAGCAGAUACAGUUUGUGACGAACCAGAGAUUACACUAUCGGACAUAAGUGAAAGAGAACUGAAAAAUUUUGAGACUGUGAAGACGGAAAAAUUGAAAUGGUUCUUCUUUCGUGAAGAGUGGACAAUACGAUGGGAGGUAGUCGCUCUGCACACGUUCUUGUAUGCAGUCACUAUCUAUGGUUUGUUGACUUAUCCUUAUUUCCAACGAUACACAACUUUACUAUGGGCAUACUUUGUGUACACCUAUUCGAUGUUUGGGGUCACUGGUGGCAUACAUCGUUACUGGAGUCAUAAAUGCUUCAAAGCUCGCUUACCCCUCAGACUUUUAUUAGCAUUUUGUUAUGUUUCGGCAAAUCAAGUACCAUUCAGGAGCUGGAUUCAGAUUCAUCGAGUGCAUCACAAAUUCACCGAUACCGACGCGGACCCGCACAACAGCAAGCGGGGCUUCUUUUAUUGUCACGUCGGCUGGCUAAUGAUCAAGCGGCCGAAAGAAGUCGUUGAAAAGUUCAAAAAACUCGACAUGACCGAUAUCGACGCCGAUGGCAUCGUCCGAUUUUGCGACAGACAUUUCACCGUACUGAGGAUCCUCGCGUUGUACCUGAGCAUCGCGGUGCCGGUUUAUUGCUGGAACGAGUCUUGGUACUAUUCGUCGCUCGCGCAAUUUAUGCGCUACGUCAUUUCGCUCAACACGACGUUCACCGUCAACAGUUUCGCGCAUAUGUUCGGCUCCAAACCAUACGACAAAAAUAUUCUGCCGGCGGAAAAUCGCUUCGUCGUUUACGCAACACACGGCGAAGGCUGGCAUAAUUAUCAUCACACUUUUCCUUACGAUUAUCGGAGCUCGGAGAUCGGUGGCUCCAAGUUCGAUCUGACGGCUACUUUGAUACGAUUUUUCGAGAGGAUCGGAUGGGCUUACGAUUUAAAAAAACCGUCCGACUCGUUGGUCGAGAAGACGGCGCUCAAUCGAGGGGAUGGAACUCUGCUGAAAUCGUUGAUAAAUUGACUAGGAUAAAAGGAUCAAGUUUAGUUGUUGAAAUAACAGCGAAAAGUUAAUUAUCAACAAUAAAUUAAUUACUCCAUUUUUUUACUUGGCUAAAUGAUACAUAUAUUUUUUAUUUUUUGAGAUUAAAAAUUUAAGUUUUUCAAAUUAAUAGUUGUAGAAACAAACACCCAUCUACUACAUUUUGUAUUUUGUACCAUUACACUUCUAAUCGACGCUCAAUAAGUGAUUUUUUGAGUCUCCGACAGAUGCCCAA